GGAGAUUCACCGCCUCGGCUUGCCUGCAUCCCAGACUCUGCCAGAGAUUCUGAGCUGGGCUGGGUUCAUCUCUCCUCUGAAGCCCUGGUACCCGCAGGCCUGUCUCCUCCCCCUGGGGGUGAAUCCACCCUCCUUUACAGCCUCUUUUUUUCUGACCAGCUCAUUUAUUCUCCAGCGCUGACAGCUAGGCAGAGCCUCGGAGGAGCCCAUCCCCCUGCUCCACCCUCCACCUGCUCCGCUAGCCCUCUGGGUGAAAGGCUGUCCUACCGGCAAAAGUCUCGGUGGUCUUCCUCUCUGAACAUCGGACCCUCUGCCAUUCCAGCCUCCCAUGCCGAGGCCUGCUCUGUCAGUCACUGCUUUUUGUCAUCGGCUUGGCAAACGGGAGAGCAAACGAAGCUUCAUGGGAAACAGCAGCAACAGUUGGUCCCAUGCAUCAUUCCCCAAGCUGGAGCUGGGCCUGGGACACCGUCCCUCCCCACCCCGGGAGCCGCCUACCUGCUCCAUCUGUCUGGAAAGGCUUCGAGAGCCCAUCUCACUGGACUGUGGCCAUGACUUCUGCAUCCGGUGCUUCAGCACUCAUCGCAUCCCAGGCUGUGAACCACCAUGCUGCCCUGAGUGCCGGAAAAUCUGCAAGCAGAAGAAGGGCCUCCGCAGUCUAGGGGAGAGGAUGAAGCUCCUGCCACAGCGGCCGCUGCCCCCUGCACUACAGGAGACCUGUGCCGUGAGGGCAGAGCGGCUGCUAUUGGUGCGUAUCAAUGCCUCUGGAGGCCUCAUCCUCAGAAUGGGGGCCAUAAACCGCUGCCUGAAGCAUCCAUUGGCCAGGGACACACCUGUCUGUUUACUUGCUGUACUGGGAGAGCAGCACUCAGGAAAGUCCUUCCUCCUGGACCACUUGCUCAGAGGUUUACCAAACCUGGAAUCUGGUGACAAUGGCAGGCCCAGGACAGAGGGGUCUCUGCCUGGGAUCAGAUGGGGUGCCAAUGGCCUUACUAGGGGCAUCUGGAUGUGGAGUCACCCCUUCCUGCUGGGAAAAGAAGGGAAGAAGGUGGCUGUGUUCUUAGUGGACACGGGCGAUGUCAUGAGCCCGGAACUGAGCAGGGAGACAAGGAUCAAGCUCUGUGCUCUCACCAUGAUGCUCAGCUCCUACCAGAUCCUGAACACCUCCCAGGAGCUGAAGGACACAGACCUGGGCUAUCUAGAGAUGUUCGUUCACGUGGCUGAGGUGAUGGGCAAGCAUUAUGGGAUGGUGCCAAUCCAGCAUCUGGACCUCUUAGUACGCGACUCUUCCCAUCACAAUAAGUCAGGACAGGGGCACGUGGGUGACAUACUCCAGAAGCUGUCCGGCAAAUACCCCAAGGUCCAGGAGCUGCUCCUAGGGAAACGGGCCCGUUGUUACCUCUUGCCUGCUCCUGAGAGGCAGUGGUCAAGCAAAGGUCAAGCAAGCCCAAGAGGCAACACAGAAGAUCACUUCUUCCGGGCCUACAUCUCGGAUGUGCUGAGCACAGCACCUCAGCAUGCUAAGAGCCGCUGCCAGGGGUACUGGAGUGAGGGGCGUGCCAUAGCCAGAGGAGACAGACGCCUGCUCACAGGGCAGCAACUAGCACAGGAGAUCAAGAACCUCUCAAGUUGGAUGGGGAAGACAGGGCCCAGUUUUAGCUCUCCAGAUGAGAUGGCUGCUCAGCUCCACGACCUGAGGAAAGUGGAAGCUGCCAAGAAGGAGUUUGAGGAGUAUGUGAGGCAGCAGGACAUAGCCACUAAGCGCAUCUUCUCUGCACUCCGAGUCCUGCCCGAUACCAUGCGGAACCUCCUCUCUACCCAGAAGGACACCAUCUUGGCCCGCCAUGGUGUGGCCUUGUUGUGCAAGGAGAGAGAGCAGACCUUGGAGGCCCUGGAAGCUGAGCUGCAGGCGGAGGCCAAGGCCUUCAUGGACUCCUACACCAUGCGCUUCUGUGGCCACCUGGCAGCAGUGGGGGGCGCUGUAGGUGCCGGGCUCAUGGGCCUGGCAGGGGGUGUGGUGGGUGCAGGCAUGGCAGCGGCAGCAUUGGCUGCUGAAGCUGGAAUGGUGGCAGCUGGGGCAGCGGUGGGGGCCACCGGAGCUGCUGUAGUUGGGGGUGGUGUGGGUGCCGGCCUGGCUGCUACCGUGGGCUGCAUGGAGAAGGAGGAAGAUGAGCGGAUACAAGGAGGGGACCGAGAGCCCCUUCUCCAGGAAGACUAACAGCAAGGAGAUGUUCAAGGAUGGAGGAGAUGAAAGGCAAGAGGAAGGGUGUGGUCACGCCAGGGAUUCGGAGGGGACCAUGUGUAUGCUGGCCCUGUUCAAUGCCCUUGUCAUUCACUGACUGAGCUCGGGUUUUAAUCUGAGUCCAAGGACCUGAGGAGGCUUUCUGGCCAGGAGGCUGUGCUUGUAGCAAUGUGAGGCCUGUUUCUGGCUGUGGAUAAUUGGUACUCACUGGAGCCCAGGAUCUCCACCUCCCCCACCCCACUCCAGUUGACUUCCCUGGAGGGCCCUGGCCUGGAAGUUUAUCCCAAGAUCCAGAGUCCUGUCUUUUUACAGUUGGGACAGGCUCCAACAUGACUGACUUUGGAGCUGGGGGCCCUAACAGGGAGGAAGAGGACAGACCACAGGACAGAGAUGGGUAUGACAGACUAAGGUAUUACCCUGGAGCAGUGACUUGUUUCCAAAACUGCUCCAGACAUGGUUGGCCUCCCUGCUCUUCAGCUGGGCGUCCAGAUGUGUGUCCUGAGCCGCCCCGUUCCCCAGUCUCCUGCAGUCCUCCUGGGCCUGUGCCCUGUGCCGAGUCCAUUUGGAUGGAUCAAGGGAGAUUAAAUGCCAAAGAACCACACCUCCGAUUGCAGUCUGUGCUAAAGCAGUCAACCAGGCUCUGCCAAUGUCUGGUAAAGGAAAGUGCAGGAAAUGAGUUCCGUUCUUAAGCACGGCCCCUCUCCCGGGAACUGUGGGAUCUCUGUGCCACACUGUAAGACCUCCUAGAUGUAGCUCUCUGAACAACAAGCCCCCAGAGAGCCUGGGGCUUGAAAAUUUCUAAGGAGACCUCUGGGCUAUUGCACUGUAAAGGAUGUUGGGUACAUGGCCCUUUAUUUUAUAUAAAAAUAAAAUGUGUGUGUGUGCGUGUGUGUGCGUGUGUGUGUGUGAUUGGCAGUUUCUCAGUACAUUACUGAAACAAGAAUUUGGCCUCCAGAGGAGUCUGGUGUGGGAGAGAUGGCAAGGGGUUCCAUUAUCAGGGCAUGGUGGU
This is a messenger RNA of Chionomys nivalis (European snow vole), 3248 nucleotides long. It is a transcript of the gene Rnf112, whose product is annotated as ring finger protein 112. The transcript has 14 exons. Bases 329 to 2215 code for a protein of 628 amino acids. Gene Ontology annotation, biological process: endoplasmic reticulum organization; protein homooligomerization. Gene Ontology annotation, molecular function: GTPase activity; GTP binding; metal ion binding. The record is from RefSeq and is a predicted model, not a curated record. NCBI's taxonomy places the organism in Eukaryota, Metazoa, Chordata, Mammalia, Rodentia, Cricetidae.